GACCACGUGUUCGUGCACGGGGCGGCCGCUACGCCCAGGGUACUGGUGCCGGCACUGGCAGCCCACGGCAAGAAGGCUAACCUCAAGAAUGUGAGGGUACACCACAUCCACACGGAGGGGGCGGGCGAGUACAACGCGCCCGAGUUUAAGGACAUAUUCCGGUCCAACUCGCUGUUCACGGGCGGCAACUGCCGGGAGCCCAUCAACGCCGGGAGGGCCGACUUUACGCCUAUUUUUUUGGGCGACAUACCGAAGCUGUUCUAUAAGGGCAUCAUUAAGCCGGACGUGGCCUUACUGCAGGUGACGCCCGCCGAUAAGCACGGCUACCACUCGUUGGGCACGUCUGUCGACUGUGUGAGGGCUGCCAUACAGCACACGAAGUACAUCAUCGGUCAGGUCAACCCCAGAUUCCCACGCACUAGCGGUCACGCCAUUGUCCACGAGUCGCACUUCGACGCACUGGUCGAGGGCGAGCUCGACAUACCGGAGCAUAAGUCUAAGGGACUGACAGACGUGGAGAAAACGAUCGGCAAAUUGAUUGCUGAGAAUCUGGUGGAGGACGGGGCGACGAUGCAGAUGGGUAUCGGCGCCAUUCCCGAUGCAGUGCUGGCCGACUGCACCCAACACAAGGACCUGGGCGUCCACUCCGAGAUGUUUUCGGACGGUGUCGUCGAUCUCGUCAAUUUGGGUCAGCAU
This is a messenger RNA of Oppiella nova, 696 nucleotides long. The record is from the annotation of a GenBank genome assembly. Lineage: Eukaryota; Metazoa; Arthropoda; Arachnida; Sarcoptiformes; Oppiidae.